AUGUCUUCAAAUCUCAGAAAAUGCAAGGUCGCUGCUCCUAGCACCAAUGUGGUACAGGAAAUUCUCUUCGAUCCCAGUGCGCGACAGAUGUAUCUUACGGGUUUUCACAAGCGCAAAGUGCAACGCGCUAAACAUGCGCAGGAGAAAGCGGAGAAAAGGGCGAAGGAGGAGAAGAGGGAGCAGAGGCGGAGGAUACGAGAAGAACGACGCACGGAGGUUGAACGGGCCAUUGCGGAGAAUAAAGCUCUGGUGCGGGAAAUAAAUAGCGAUUUUGGAAGUGAAGAGGGUGGAAAGGGUGAAGGGGAGGAUGAAGAGUGGGAUGGAAUUGCUGACCCUACACCAGUUGAUUACGAGAAGGAAUAUAUCGAUGAGGAUAAAUAUACGGCUGUUACAGUGGAGGAGGUGGAUACGUCGCGGAAAUGGUUGUGGAGGAAGGAUGAUGAGGAACAGGAAGAUGCGCGGGGUGGUGGAAAGGAGAAUGAUCACGAGCAAAAUGAUCAUGGAGAAAAAAGCGAAGACGGCUCGAAGCCGGCAGAAACGAGUAUGGAACAAGACGAAUCUGAAGAACAAGAAUAUGAAGAUGAAUGA
Messenger RNA from Paracoccidioides lutzii Pb01, 588 nucleotides. RefSeq lists its product as hypothetical. The transcript has 2 exons. Gene Ontology annotation, molecular function: RNA binding. The coding region runs from base 1 to 588 and encodes 195 amino acids. Gene Ontology annotation, cellular component: nucleolus. The record is from RefSeq and is a predicted model, not a curated record.